Molecule: messenger RNA, 507 nt
Organism: Teleopsis dalmanni
Lineage: Eukaryota; Metazoa; Arthropoda; Insecta; Diptera; Diopsidae
Exons: 3
Coding region: 1-507 (168 amino acids)
Biological process (GO): DNA integration
Molecular function (GO): nucleic acid binding
Source: RefSeq, a predicted model, not a curated record
AUGGGACCUUAUCCCCGAACUGAAGAAGGUAACACGCCAAUGAGAGCUGCAGCAGCGAUGAAUGUAACAAAAUACCUUGAAAGAGACAUUUUCCAAAUGUUUGGGGUACCAGAACAUAUACACUCUGAUAAUGGUAAACAAUUUAUAUCCGAAAUUUUUAAAAAUCUUCUAACCAAAUAUGGAGUGAAUCAUGUCAGAACAGCUUUUUACUCACCUGAAGCAAAUGCUGCGGAACGAGUAAACCGCUCAGUGCUGCAGAUGAUAAGAGCAUAUAUUGGGGAAAAUCACAAAAACUGGGAUCAACAUUUUCAACAACAAAGUACGCGUUAUGAGCACCAUGACGCUGAAACGAUACAUAACGAUCAACUUAACAAUAUUCGUCUUGCAUCGCAAUCGUCUCCCUCGCAAACAAUCUAUAAUACCCACAAUGAUUCAGAUUCGUCUGACUCAAACGAUAACGACGAUGAAGACGAUGAUGAGUCGAAUUAUGAAGAUGAUGACCAUUAA